This is a messenger RNA of Nerophis ophidion (straightnose pipefish), 1209 nucleotides long. RefSeq names its product olfactory receptor 10K1-like. Gene Ontology annotation, biological process: G protein-coupled receptor signaling pathway. Gene Ontology annotation, cellular component: membrane. Gene Ontology annotation, molecular function: olfactory receptor activity; G protein-coupled receptor activity. The record is from RefSeq and is a predicted model, not a curated record. Lineage: Eukaryota; Metazoa; Chordata; Actinopteri; Syngnathiformes; Syngnathidae. The transcript has 2 exons.
AUGACAGCAACUCUUAUUGGAGCACGUCAUGACAUCCACGGAGGGUGAUCAAGUCUUUUAAAAGAUCUGAGUUUUCUUAGGUGGACUAAUGUCAUGGAGGCUGAAGUCAAUGGAACAUUUAUAACUCUUGGUGGCUUUGUAGAGUUGGACAAAUACAGAUAUCUGUACUUUGUCAUCUUGUUGACAUUGUACAUUCUCAUCCUUCUCUCUAAUUGUACCAUUAUAUAUCUAAUCUGGAUUCACAGGAACCUUCAUGAGCCUAUGUACAUUUUCAUUGCAGCUUUGUCACUCAACUCUGUCUUGUUCAGCUCUGUUCUCUACCCUAAACUUCUAAUUGACGUCUUAUCUCAAAAACAGACCAUUUCUCAUUCUGCUUGUAUGUUUCAAUAUUUUCUUUAUUAUUCUUUCGGUUGUUCGGACUACUUACUGUUGUUAGCCAUGUCUUAUGACAGGUAUGUGUCCAUCUGCAAACCUCUGCAGCAUCCAAUUAUCAUGGGGAAAAGAACUGUUACUGUCCUCUUGAUUAUGGCUUGGUUUCUACCUGCAUGCCAGUUUGUAAUUACUGUUGUAAUUAACUCCAAACAAAAACUUUGUAGUUUCACGACAGAAGGAAUUUUUUGUAACAAUCGAAUGUACAAGCUUCACUGUGUACAAUCAAUAUUUCUUACAGUUUAUGGUUUGUUUAUCAUGAUGAUUGGUGUUGUUGUUCCUGUGAUUUUCAUCCUUUUUACUUACAUAAAGAUAUUUAUAGUAACGUAUUGCAGUUGUGCAGAAGUCAGGAAAAAAGCUGCACAGACAUGUUUACCUCACCUGAUAGUUUUAUUCGGCAUAUUUGGUUUGUGUCUGUUUGACGUCACCUUAGCUCGACUGGAGUCAUACUUUUCAAAAACUGAGCGUUUAAUAAUGACUUUACAAAUACUUGUGUAUAACCCUCUCUUCAAUCCAAUCAUAUAUGGAGUGAAAAUGAAGGAAAUCUCUAAACACAUCAAGAGAUUGUUUUGUCAACUGGCGAACAAAAGAAUAUGAUCACACGUUGAAGUUCUUAUUUCUCCUUGCAAUCCUGAGAACAAGUCAUUCCCAUUUAUGUUGACAAAAUGAAUAAAUGGAAGAAGAAGUCUGAGAAUCAUGAUUUCUGAUUAAAUGUACCGGUAUCUAAAAUGUAUUUCUAUCCCAUUUAAUAAUUCAUGGCUUGGUCUAUAUCCUGUAAUU